AUGUAUUGGUUCUUCAAGUUUGUCAAUAAGCACCGCUACUCCGUGAUCCCGGACUCCGCAACAGCUAAAAGGGGAAAAGAACCCACACCACACCGGCAACACGACUCCAAAAUAGCAACAUGGGCUUUGAUCUUGGGGCUCAUCUGGGCCGCCUCUCUCGCCGCCAUCUUCGGGUACUACAGGAGCCCAAUGUACAAUUACGACACAAUCGACCACCGCACGAAGCGGUGCGGCAAAACAUCAGCGGAAGCCAGAGCCCGCGGCUGUCACUUCGAUCCCGUCAGCUUCGCAUGGCUGCCAGAAGAGUGUCUGGAUCGAGAAUUGGCCGAUGAGUUCCGCGCUGUGAACUGGACUCUAUACGCAGACAUCAACGCCACAAGGGCCAUUUCGGAAAAGGAGUUCUCUGAUGAUCUAAUGGACACAUUUCUGACAAACGAGAACCACCGCCUUCACUGCGUUUACUCGUGGAUGCGGCUGCACCGAUCGAUCCAGGCCGGGAAGCCGCUACACUCUGGUUUGAGCUAUGAUCACACCAAGCAUUGCGGAUCAGUUCUGACGGCUGAUCGGCCGCCGAAGGAAAUUAUCACAAAGGCUCUUUCCCCGAGCAAAAAAUCCGGCAUGUGUUGGGGUAUGCCAGCUGCCCAUCCGGCUCUUGCAGACUCGGUCCCCGCGGCAGUCCGGGCUUCCGGAUCGGUGGGCGAGAAGGGUGGGACUGGCGACAUCCACGUAAGCCGCAUCCCUGUCGCACCGGCUAUUACGGAAUUUUGGCCCGGUGGGCGAUGUCUUAGCCCAGCGCGGGAGUGGUCUGCCUGUCCUGGUACCGACAAAACACCAGAAGAGCCACCGGUCCGAUUGGUCAAGUGUCGGCCAGCUAGAAUAACGAGUCGUCCCGGACCCCCUACUUUCGUCUUCUACAGAGACCGAUCCAGUCCACUUCGCUCAGUUGAACUAACUACUAUGGAGCUCCUGUCGUUUUCCUCUCAUGAAAAACUCAAUAUUUGUGAAACGACAUGGAACAGGCGAGAUCCGACUUUGAACUUUCACGAUCGCCUUUUGAGCACAAGUACGAACCGUGUUUCCGUUCUUGUGAGGCUUAACAUAGAAACUGUUUCGGCUUUCGCGCUUCACCUUUCCGGGCGUUUACUCACAGGAUGUCACACUUACCAUCAAAAUUGCCACGUUUGCUCCAAACUUGGCCAACACUUACUGUUUGCUGAGGCACCUCGAGAAUCGACAUUACCGAACACUGUAGCGGCCACGAUGCAGAAAAGGCACCCAGUCGAAUCACAGCCAUUGAUGGGGUCUAACACAGACCUGCCAGACGUCGAGAAGCCUCCAGACAACCAGUCUCAGAGCAAAAACCAACGGUGGCAUAUCCUACUUGGUGUAGCCAUCGGCAUUGCUUAUGGGUGUUCACUCACAAUGUUAUCAUCCUCGAAGACCGAGCAGCACGAAGGCUCACAGCCAACAUUAUCUGGAUUCCCUGUUGCCUCCGAGAUCAAUGCUCUUGUUCCUGAAUGUCUUUCCGUUACGAAGAACGACCUUUUCAAACUUGACCGUCUCAUGGCCAUCUACCGCAAGCUGGAUGCGUGGAGAGGUACCGGAGAGCGACUGGGACCACCUGAUUCUUCAUCUUCAUUCAAUGAUUCCUCGAUCCAGAAUGGUCAACCCCCAAUUCAGCCUAUGCGACACCUACUGCACUGUUUCGACUUCAUCAAGCAGGCAAUCCUGUGUUGCGGUGAUUGCACAAGUGAACCUCAUCAGGAAGACAGGCACGGCAAUCACCUGCAAGCCGGAAUGGACACUUUGAGAGUGUGUAAAGACUUUGACAAGAUCCUGAGUUAUGCAAAUGCCCAUGCUCCCAAGAGGAUAAAGUAA
Molecule: messenger RNA, 1878 nt
Organism: Colletotrichum higginsianum IMI 349063
Lineage: Eukaryota; Fungi; Ascomycota; Sordariomycetes; Glomerellales; Glomerellaceae
Product: Major facilitator superfamily transporter
Exons: 4
Coding region: 1-1878 (625 amino acids)
Biological process (GO): mycotoxin biosynthetic process
Source: RefSeq, a predicted model, not a curated record